This is a messenger RNA of Dama dama (fallow deer), 6530 nucleotides long. RefSeq names its product glutamine rich 2 (gene QRICH2). Lineage: Eukaryota; Metazoa; Chordata; Mammalia; Artiodactyla; Cervidae. The transcript has 20 exons. The record is from RefSeq and is a predicted model, not a curated record. Bases 1 to 6510 code for a protein of 2169 amino acids.
AUGCCGCCCGCGACGGCGACCCCCUCGGUCUCCCUCCGGGAGCUGGCCGACCUCGCCAUCGGCACCCCGGAGGUGGGCGCCGUCAACUUCACGGCCCUGCACACGCUCCUUGUGGCCAUGCUCAAGAGCCUCAACCUGCAGGAUACGCGGAUCGACUUCCAGUCUCCGAUGCUCGACCCGAGUCGCUCCUUUGAGUCCGCGCGGGUGUCGACCAGCACCCCGCAGCUGCCGGGGCCCAAAGAGAGGCGAAGGAGCAGCGUGGCCAGGGCGCAGACGCUGGAGACCCAGGUGAAGGACCUGGGUGGCCAGGUCCAGGACCUCGGCCGGCAGCUCAAGACCAUGGGGAGCCAGGUGCAGGCCAUCGUGGCGCACGUGCAGCACUUCCCCACCCAGACUGGCGGGCUGGAAGACCGCGACUGGCUGGAAACGAAGGAUUUGGCCUUGCUGACGCAGGAGAAGGGGCAGACAGGGCCAACGAAAGGCAGGAGGGACAGCAAGCCGGUCUUCCAGGUGGGUGUGCGGGCGGUCCGCCCCCUCCAGGCCGCUCUCCAGCGCCCCGCCCCCAGGGAGCUGAGCGGCCCCGAGCUGCUCCAGGACCUCAUGGAAGACAUGAAGAUUUUGAAGGAAGCCCAUCAAAAGAAGGAGCAGCCUGAGUUGCAGCCCGAGAAACUCCUUCAACGAAUUGAAGAACUGGAGAGGAUAAUUAGAGAAAAGGGCGAAUUCCUGGAAUUAUUAAACCGGAAGCUGAGUGGGAUGCCGUCUGCAGAAGAGGCCACCAUGGUCACCUGGGAAGAGCUGGAGCAGGCGAUUACUGAUGGCUGGAAGGGCUCACAAACGAUCUCAGAGUCAUCAACAGGACUUCUGCGGCGCAAAAGACAGGGUUCCAUAACAUCAAAUGACCUCACUGCAAGUGGAGUCUCCACCGCGCAUCCAAGUGUUGACCAGGCUAUAGACUCUGCUGGUUUUAUCACAGACAAGACCUUUUCAGGAACCAGCGGCAUAGGAUACCCCUUUGAUGGGCCUCCUGGCAGGGAACGAAGCAGAGUUUCCUCUGCUACUGGGUUUCCGGGUAGAGAACAGCACUCAAGAGCCCGUGAUGAAGCUGGCCUGGCCAGACCCCAUCCGCCAUCUAUGUCCCAGUUGAGGGCAGAGUCAGACCGCCGCCGGUCUAGAGAGCAGCACAGCUUAGGUCAUCUACGCAGAGAUGAACGGGAUGCACACCUUGGCCCAGUGUUUCAGGAUGUGUCCUUGCCCAGAGAUCGACACCCUCAGGUGUCCCCAGAUCAGCACAGGGGAGUGUUCACUAGCCCAGGCCACCUCUAUGCAAGGCCCGAUCAAUAUGGACUUGGAUCAUUUGACUCGGAUCAGCUUGAAUUGCUGUAUCCCAGCACUUCUGGGCCUGGCAUGGUACCCUUCAGUGUGGACCAGGUUGGAGUGAUGCUGCCUGGGAUGGAUGAGCAGGAACUGGUACUUGCUGGCCUGGCUCAGGGUGCUGCGGUGCCACCAUUGGCAGCUGGCAGAGAUCAGCAAGGGUCCGAACAGCCUAGUACAGAUCAGCCUGGUAUGGUUCCACUUAGCACAUAUCAGCUUCCUGGAAUGGAUGAGAGUGGUAUGGGACCACUUGGCACAUAUCAGUCUGGACUGGUACCUCUUGGUGUAGAUCAGCAUGGAUUUGUAAUAUAUCCCAUGGAUCAGCAACUUUUUGUACAGCCCAGUUUGGGAACAUCUGGCUUCAUACAACCUGGCACAGAGCAUCAUGAGAUGAUCCAGCCCAGCGCGGGUCAGCCUGGUGUGGUGCAGCCCGGCGCGGGUCAGCCUGGUGUGGUGCAGCCCGGCGCGGGUCAGCCUGGUGUGGUGCAGCCCGGCGCGGGUCAGCCUGGUGUGGUGCAGCCCGGCGCGGGUCAGGCUGGUGUGGUGCAGCCCGGCGCGGGUCAGCCUGGUGUGGUGCAGCCCGGCGCGGGUCAGCCUGGUGUGGUGCAGCCCGGCGCGGGUCAGGCUGGUGUGGUGCAGCCCGGCGCGGGUCAGCCUGGUGUGGUGCAGCCCGGCGCGGGUCAGCCUGGUGUGGUCCAGCCCGGCGCGGGUCAGGCUGGUGUGGUGCAGCCCGGCGCGGGUCAGGCUGGUGUGGUGCAGCCCGGCGCGGGUCAGCCUGGUGUGGUGCAGCCCGGCGCGGGUCAGCCUGGUGUGGUCCAGCCCGGCGCGGGUCAGGCUGGUGUGGUGCAGCCCGGCGCGGGUCAGCCUGGUGUGGUCCAGCCCGGCGCGGGUCAGGCUGGUGUGGUGCAGCCCGGCGCGGGUCAGCCUGGUGUGGUGCAGCCCGGCGCGGGUCAGCCUGGUGUGGUCCAGCCCGGCGCGGGUCAGCCUGGUGUGGUCCAGCCCGGCGCGGGUCAGGCUGGUGUGGUGCAGCCCGGCGCGGGUCAGCCUGGUGUGGUCCAGCCCGGCGCGGGUCAGGCUGGUGUGGUGCAGCCCGGCGCGGGUCAGCCUGGUGUGGUGCAGCCCGGCGCGGGUCAGCCUGGUGUGGUGCAGCCCGGCGCGGGUCAGCCUGGUGUGGUCCAGCCCGGCGCGGGUCAGCCUGGUGUGGUGCAGCCCGGCGCGGGUCAGCCUGGUGUGGUCCAGCCCGGCGCGGGUCAGCCUGGUGUGGUCCAGCCCGGCGCGGGUCAGCCUGGUGUGGUCCAGCCCGGCGCGGGUCAGCCUGGUGUAAUGCAGCCUAGAAUGUAUCCACGAGGUUUGGUGCAACCUGGAAUGUAUCCACGAGGUUUGGUGCAACCUGGAAUGUAUCCACGAGGUUUGGUGCAACCUGAAAUGUAUCCACGAGGUUUGGUCCAACCUGGUAUAGGUCACCCUGGUUUCAUGCAGCCUAGAAUGUAUCAGCGAGGUUUGGUGCAACCUGGAAUGUAUCAGCGAGGUUUAGUGCCACCUAGAAUGUAUCAGCGAGGUUUGGUGCAGCCUGGUGUGGGUCAGCCUGGUAUGGUGCAACCUGAUAUAGGUCAGCCUGAUUUGGUGCAGCCUGGUGCAGGCCAAGCUGGUGUGAUCCAAGCCGGUGCAGGCCAGGCUGGUGUGAUCGAACCUGGUGCAGGUCAGGUUGGUGUGAUCCAGCCUGGUGCAGGCCAGGUUGGUGUGAUCCAGCCUGAUGCAGGCCAGGUUGGUGUGAUCCAGCCUGGUGCAGGUCAGCCUGGUGUGGUGCAGCCUGGUGCAGGCCAAGCUGGUGUGAUCCAAGCCGGUGCAGGCCAGGCUGGUGUGAUCGAACCUGGUGCAGGUCAGGUUGGUGUGAUCCAGCCUGGUGCAGGCCAGGUUGGUGUGAUCCAGCCUGGUGCAGGCCAGGUUGGUGUGAUCCAGCCUGAUGCAGGUCAGCCUGGUGUGGUGCAGCCUGGUGCAGGUCAAGCUGGUGUGAUCCAAGCUGGUGUAGGCCAAGCUGGUGUGAUCGAACCCGGUGCAGGCCAGGCUGGUAUGAUCCAGCCCGGUGCAGGUCAGGUUGGUGUGAUCCAGCCUGGUGCAGGUCAGGUUGGUGUGAUCCAGCCCGGUGCAGGUCAGGUUGGUGUGAUCCAACCUGGUGCAGGCCAGGCUGGUGUGGUGCAGCCUGGUGCAGGCCAGCCUGGGUUGGUGCAACCUCAAGUGGAUCAGUAUGGUUUAGUACAGCCUGAUAGAGGUCGACAUGGCUUUUUCCAACCUAACAUAUCUAUGCCUGGCUUGGUCCCACCUGGGGCAUAUCCUCCUGGUCUGGUCCAGACUGGUUCCUAUCCACGUGGCUUCGUGCAGCCUGGUGCCGAUCAGCAGGGUUUGGUUCAGCCUGUAAUAGAUCCGCGUUGGGGGAGGCAGCCUGGCACAGGUCGAAGCAUAAUACCGCCAGGCACAGAGCUUCUCGGGUUUCCAACACACCGUGCCGAUUCUCGAAGUUUGACAUCACCACGCCCAUACCAGCAAGGUGUGGCACCUCCUGGCAGGGAUCAGUAUGGUCGGAUGUCAUCACUCCUAGCCAGUCAAGGUCUGACACCAUCAGGUAUAGACCGAGAAGUUUUGUUACGAGAAAUGUAUCGACAAGGUUUGCUGCAGCGUGGCCCAGCACCAUUAAGCACAGCUGUAGGAUCUGCACCCCAGGAUCAACAGCAUUUGGGAACACCUGAACCAGAGCAGCGUGACCAGGCUGUUCCCGACUCUAUCGCAGACUCCCAGGGCCUAAUGUAUGGUGGCCCAGGGUAUCAAGGUGUAGAUCAGCAAGUCCAGGUAGGUGUGGGUCCAAAAGAACUAUAUAACUUACGCCAACCUGGAGUUUCUGUUCAGACUUCCCCAAGCCAAGAGGCCCUCUUUCCCAGGAGCACACACUCCCUUGACUAUCUGAACCGAGGCUCAUCCGAAAGGAGUGAUACUCAGAGUGAGAGACAUGAAUCACUGGAUAAAUUGACCCCUAGCUUCCCCAUAGCAGUGGAAACAUUUCGUAUGAUGGGAGAGAUUAUCGCCCUCUACACGGAGCUUAAGGAGAACAUAAAGGACCUGGAUGAGGAACAGGCUGGCCAAACGGACUUGGAGAAGAUCCAGUAUCUGCUGGCACUGAUGGUCAAGAAGUCCAUACCCCCUGACCUGCAGGAACAGCUGAAGACCUUAAAGGCCUUGACCAAAGAAAUUCGACAAGAAAAAGCAAAAAUGGAGAAGAUGAGCAAGAUCCUGGAGGGUCAUGGGGAGAAAGAAAUAGGAAAGGAGGAGAAAGGUAGCCCGCUGAACCUGCAGCUGGGUAUCCUCAGAGUCACCGUUGCCGACAUCGAGAAGGAGCUGGGCGAGCUGAGGGAGAGGCAGGAGAAGGGCAAGGUCAGCAUGGAACAGUCAGUCUCCGAAGCCUCCAUUUACCUGCAGGAUCAGUUAGACAAGCUCAGGACGAUCAUUGAGAACAUGCUGGCCUCGUCCUCCACGCUGCUGUCCAUGAGCUUGAACAUGACCCCGCACAAGACCCUGGCCACCCUGGCCCCCAGCCAGAUCGACCCCGCGGCCACCUGCCCGGCCUGCAGCCUGGACCUGAGCCACCAGGUCAGCAUGCUGGUGCAGCGCUACGAGCAGCUCCAGAACAUGGUCAACAACCUGGCUGCCUCCCGGCCCUCCAGGAAGGCCAAACUGCAGAGCCAGGAUGAAGAGCUGCUGGGCCACGUCCAGAGCGCCAUCCUGCAGGUGCAGGGUGACUGCGAGAAACUCAACAUCACUACCAGCAACCUCAUCGAAGACCACCGGCAGAAGCAGAAGGACAUUGACGUGUUGUACCAGGGUCUGGAGAAGCUGGAGAGGGAGAAGGCCAACAGGGAACACCUGGAGAUGGAAAUUGACGUGAAAGCCGACAAGAGUGCCCUGGCAGCCAAAGUGAGCCGCGUCCAGUUUGACGCCACCACGGAGCAGCUGAACCACAUGAUGCAGGAGCUGGUGGCCAAGAUGACGGGGCACGAGCAGGACUGGCAGAAGAUGCUGGACAAGCUCCUGGUGGAGAUGGACAACAAGCUGGACCGCCUGGAGCUGGACCCGGUGAAGCAGUCGCUGGAGGAUCGGUGGAAAUCCUUGCGACAGCAGCUCAAAGAGCGCUCUCCACUCUACCAGGCGGACGAGGCAGCUGCCAUGCGGAGGCAGCUCUUGGCACACUUCCACUGCCUCUCAUGUGACCGUCCCCUGGAGACACCUGUGACUGGACAAGUCAUCCCCGUGACUCCCGUGGGCCCCUGCCUGCCCGGGCACCGCUCCGUCCGCCCCUACACGGUCUUUGAACUGGAGCAGGUUCGGCAGCAGAGCCGCAACCUGAAGCUGGGCAGCAGCGGCUUCCCACGGGGGGACCUGGGGCCGGUGGAGCGGAGCGUGGGGCGCCUGCGUACCAUGCACUCCAAGAUGCUCCUGGACAUCGAGAAGGUGCAGAUCCACUUCGGGGGCUCCGUCAAGGCCAGCAGCCAGAUGAUCCACGAGCUGCUGCAGGCCCAGUGCCUCAGCUCCCCCUGCUACAGACGGCCGCCAGACGUGGCUGACUGCAGCUGCUCCUCCGCGCCCCGGCCCUGCGGGGGCAGCCACACCCUCACCUACCCCUACCGGCGCGUCCGCCUGCAGCACCUUUCCCAGGGCCCGUACCCCACCGAGGAGAUCCAGAUCGCCAUGAAGCACGACGAAGUGGACAUCUUGGGCCUGGACGGACAUAUUUACAAGGGCCGGAUGGAAACACGGCUGCCGGACCUCCUGAACAAAGACAAUGCGGGGAUGAAGAACAAGACCAAGCAGCCCCGGCCCCACGGGCAUCGGCAGCAGUCCCUCAGCGACGGCGGCCAGCUGCCCUCACGACCUCAGAGUGCCCAGACGCUAGCUGCCAACGACUCAGCUCCUUCCCGUCAUCGCAAAGACAGACCUGUCUCCACCGAGGGCCGCCUCUCCCAGCCGAACCCAGCCCACCUGCCCGGCGAGACGGUGAACCUGCCAGGGGGGCUGGACGUGCACAGGGAUAUGCCCCCUGGGGAGGGGCUCGAGGAGCCCACCCGGGGGCCGCGGUCCACCUCCGCUCACUGAGCAGGGCUAUAAAUAAACAC